UAUAAUUUUCGAUUGUGUGUGUGUGUGUGUGUGAAAGAGAGAGAGAGAGAGAGAAAAGGGGGGGGGGAGGGAGUGAGAUCAUGAAUAAGUUGUAUAUUGGGAAUCUGAGCUCGUCUGUGACACUCGCCGAUAUACAACAACUCUUUGGGGAGAGGAAGCUUGCAGUCGGGCAAGUUCUGCUCAAGUCCGGCUAUGCCUUCGUGGACUGUCCCGACGAAAAUGCGGCGAUCAGGGUGAUCGAGGCGCUGUCCGGCAAAGUGGAGCUUCACGGCAAGGUGAUCGAAGUUGACUACUCUGUCCCCAAAAAGCAGAGGAGUCGGAAGAUUCAGAUCCGGAACAUUCCUCCACAUCUGCAGUGGGAGGUGCUGGAUGGACUGCUUGCUCAACACGGGACGGUGGAGAAUGUGGAGCAAGUUAACACAGAAAGUGAGACAGCAGUUGUGAAUGUGACGUACGAAACAAAGGAGCAUGCAAAGACUGCCAUUGAGAAGCUGAAUGGCCACCAGUUUGAAACCUACGCCCUGAAGAUCUCGUACAUACCGGAUCAGGAGGCGACGCAGGUUCCGGCACACCGGCCCCGCCGGGGGCCCGCCGUUCGGCCCACCCGGGAUCACGGCUCCUCCCCGGGAACCAGCGCCUCGCACAAGCUGCUGGACGUCCCGCUGCGCAUUCUGGUGCCCACCCAGUUUGUGGGGGCCAUCAUCGGGAAGGAAGGAUUGACCAUCAAGAGCGUCACGCAGCAGACACAGUCCAAAGUGGACAUCCAUCGGAAGGAGAAUGCAGGCGCUGCGGAGAAACCCAUCACCAUUCACUCCUCAGCAGGGGGCUGCACGGCGGCCUGCCAGAUGAUCCUGGAAAUCAUGCACAAGGAGGCACAGGAUACCAAAUUCACUGAGGAGAUCCCGCUGAAGAUACUCGCUCACGACAGCUUUGUGGGCCGGCUCAUCGGCAAAGAAGGUCGCAACCUGAAGAAAAUUGAGCAGGAAACGGGGACCAAGAUCACCAUCUCUUCGUUACAUGACCUGACUCUGUACAACCCAGAGAGGACCAUCACUGUGAAGGGCAGCGUUGAGGCCUGCUCCAAAGCCCAGGCCGAGAUCAUGAAGAAACUCAGAGAGGCUUAUGAAAAUGACCUUGCUGCUAUGAAUCAACAAGCCAACCUGAUCCCAGGCCUGAACCUGAACGCUCUGGGCAUCUUCUCAUCAGGAAUGCCGGUCCUUCCCUCGACAGGUCGAACCCGAGGCAUGGUGGGCUCCUACAAUCCCUUUAUGAGUCAACUGUGCUACCCAGGGGCUCUGUAUAGUACAGCAGCAGUCGGUGCAAUGGCCCAGCCGUACACUCAGGCAUUGGAGCAAGAGAUUGUGCACCUGUUCAUCCCAACCCAAGCUGUGGGGGCCAUCAUCGGCAAGAAAGGACAGCAAAUCAAGCAGCUCUCCAGGUUUGCCGGCGCAUCCAUCAAGAUCGCUCCAGCGGAGGGGCCUGAGGUGAGCGAACGGAUGGUCAUCAUCACCGGCUCCCCGGAGGCGCAGUUUAAGGCUCAGGGUCGGAUCUAUGGCAAACUGAAGGAGGAGAACUUCUUCAACCCCAAGGAGGAGGUGAAGCUGGAGGCCAACAUCAAGGUGCCCUCCUCAGCCGCCGGGAGGGUCAUCGGAAAGGGUGGCAAGACGGUGAACGAGUUGCAGAACAUCACGAGUGCCGAGGUGAUUGUCCCUCGAGACCAGACACCAGACAGCAACGACGAGGUCAUUGUGAAAAUCGUUGGACAUUUCUUUGCCAGUCAGACCGCUCAACGCAAGAUCCGCGAGAUCGUUCAGCAGGUGAAGCAGCAGACACAGAAGCCGCAGGCGAGAGGCCCCAGCCCGCAACGCAGCAAGUGAAGGGAGUGGGGUGCGGCCGGCCACCUGAGCAACAGCGGACGAAUGUAGCCCUUCCGACAUGGACACACCAGACCGACAGGCCGGGAGCGAACCAAAGAAACGCAACGACAGCAGAACAACGCAGGAGGGUCUUUUGCCAGCGACCAAAGGCCUUGGCCCUGUGGGUAUCUGGAGGGAGGGAGGCUGCCGGCAGUCCUCCCACGGUCUGUGUGAAGAAACUCUCGCAUUCCCCUCCCCCUCUUUGCUGGGUCACCCCGCCGGAAUUGUAGAUGGCUCGGCAAACGGAGCCAACUCUUGAGCUGCGGUAGUGUGAAUAGGGUUUUUUAUAAUAAAGUUGAAAUAGUUCUGGUUUAACACUGCUUUGUAGAUAACAUGUGCAUUUUUUAAAAAAGAAACUCAUUUUGUUUUGCUUUUUUUCUGAGAGAUUAAAUCAUAUCUUUUUGAGGCCAGAA
Molecule: messenger RNA, 2329 nt
Organism: Leucoraja erinaceus (little skate)
Lineage: Eukaryota; Metazoa; Chordata; Chondrichthyes; Rajiformes; Rajidae
Gene: igf2bp2a
Product: insulin-like growth factor 2 mRNA binding protein 2a
Exons: 16
Coding region: 81-1877 (598 amino acids)
Biological process (GO): nervous system development; regulation of gene expression
Cellular component (GO): cytoplasm; cytosol; nucleus
Molecular function (GO): mRNA 3'-UTR binding
Source: RefSeq, a predicted model, not a curated record